This is a messenger RNA of Macrosteles quadrilineatus (aster leafhopper), 2733 nucleotides long. RefSeq names its product histone-lysine N-methyltransferase SETD1B-like. Lineage: Eukaryota; Metazoa; Arthropoda; Insecta; Hemiptera; Cicadellidae. Gene Ontology annotation, molecular function: RNA binding. The coding region runs from base 14 to 2716 and encodes 900 amino acids. The transcript has 15 exons. The record is from RefSeq and is a predicted model, not a curated record.
AUUACAAAUAAACAUGGCUGACGUUGGAGAUGAGCUUUUAGAUGGGGAUUUAGAUGAAAGUGCAUUUGACGAUUUAGAUGGGGAGCAAGAAGAUGCUUUGCUAGCAGACGAUGACUUUGAAUCUUAUGAGAAUUCACAAGUAAUUUAUAGAGAAUCUGCCCAUUCGAGUGACAGUCGCAGACAGGUUUACCAAGUUAUUGACCAAGUUCAUGACGGUGAUGAAAUCCUCGAAGACGGAGUGGAAGAUGAUGUUCUUGACAUUGCUGUUGUUGAUGAACUGGACGAAGCCGAGUUGGACAGCCAAGGAACUGACCAGGGAUGGACGGAUAGUUCUUCAAGAACUAAUGAAGACAGUGGUAAAGACAGCAGUGACACUGUGGGUGUCUCCUCCUCUACACAUAUCCUGGUCGGUAGAGGGGGUGGGGAGAGUGAUGAGGAAGACACAGAGGGAAGAGGCAGUCGCUUCCGUUCUGAGAGAACCAAUGUGAUAUCUCUCAAGGGAGCCAUUGGCAGCAAAAACCUCAAGGACAUUCCUGACAGUCUAGACCAGGUAAAGACUUCUAUGAACAAUGGUGGGGGUAUGCAGUAUCGAGGACGAGGUCCUCGUGGUGGUAUGAGGGGCAGGUUGGGGCCCCGAGUUGGUAUGAUGGGUCGCGGGGGACCAAGACAUCGUCCUCCCAUGAUGCAUCAGCCUCAGAUGCCCCCACCAGGCCACAAGAUACACUUGAACCCACACUUCCGUGGAGGGAUGCACCAAGGUCCUAAUGUGUGGGACAAUGACAGACUCCCUCCUCCUCCAGGCUGUGAAAACUUCCCUCCACCUCAGGACAUGGGAUGGAGGGGACCUGUGCCACCUCACUACAUGGGUAGGCCACCACACCCCCCUCAUCCCCACCAUCACCCACACCAAGGGCCACGUGGGCCGUUCCCUGGACCUCAAGGAUUUCCACCUCACCACCCUCCUCAGGGCUUCGAGGAGCCAUUCCGCCAGAUGGACCAUCACCAACAGAGUCCGCCUAACCGUAUUGUACAGUUCAACGAGAACUCCCAGCUCAUUACAGUGGAGAACCAGCACUUCCAGCGACCGGGAUACGACCAGAACUUCGGCCCUCCCCCUAACCAGUAUCAACCUCCCCCUCCUCCUCAGUUCAACAACAACAUGUAUCCUCCUCAGUACAACCCACCCCUGAGGCCAAACUUUCCCCCGAAUCCUUAUCCUGGUCCAAAUCCUAACCCUAAUCCAAAUUAUGGUGGAUAUCCUCCACCGGAAUAUCAGCAGAACCCGCCGUACCAAAAUGAGUAUGACAAUUGGAACUCACAACAACCUGGGGAGUUUUACCCCCCAGGACCCCAAGGUCCAUCUCCGCCCUUUAAUCCGCCCCAGCCUCAAUUCCGACAUCCACAACCCUCAUUCCCCAACCAACCGCCAAAUUUCAGGCCUCCGCCCCAAAAACCGUUUCAAAAUAAUCCUAAAGUUUCUGUGAUGAAAAGGCUGGCGCCGAGGCUACCGCCCAUCAAUGUGGCCCCGACUAAACAAAUGAGGUUUGAUCAUAAUAAGCCUGCAGUCAACACUAGGAGUAAUUUACAAGAGAUCAAGACUAUAGACACCCUACCUGACACGACGACCAAACAAGAUAAUGAGCCUGAUGUGGAAGAAGAUGAAGAAACGAAACAGUAUCGUAUGAAAAUUGCAGAACAGAAAGCGUUGAGGGAAAAAAUUUUGAGGGAAAAGGAAGCUCGGAGGUUAGCUGCUGCGUUGGAGAAACAAAAAAAUCAAAGUCAUAUUGAUAAUAAUUCAAAUUCUGGUCCUACAACAGUUCCUGUACAACAGAUGGUUGUGAAUCCGGUUCAAGUGCAACAAAAGGUUAUUGUACAACAGCCAGUUCAGCGAGUGCAACCCCAACAGCGGGUCGGAGCUGUGUCCCAAGUGCGGGGAGCGGGCCAAAUGCGGGGGGUGGGCCAAGUGCGGGGAGCGGGCCAAAUGCGGGGGGUGGGCCGAGGUAGGGGAUCUGUGAACAAGGUGCUACAAAAUUCCAGAGGCAAACAAAUGAAGGCCCCGGUCAACCAGGCCAAACCUAACUUGCCUCAGGUCCAGAUACAAAAUAUACAGGGAACUGUAUAUAAAAUUGUAAAAGUACGAACCAAAGAGGGUUCCAUUGUUACCAGAAAGACACCCAUUGCUAUAACACAAGGAGGAGUCACCACAUCUUUGACGAAGACUGUCACCAAUCCAUCAUCAACUGGCGUCACAGUCAAUUCUAAUAGAAAAGUUCUCCUGAACGUCAAUAACCAGGGUAAGACCGGCACCACGUCGAUUCUGCGAGGUACCACUGUUCCAAGGCUUGUAGCUACCAAGAAUGCUCAAGGACGAACGUUGUUUACUGUUCAGACAACUCCGUUUGCCACUAUGCCAAAAACGACACCACAGCGCCUGGUAAUAGACAACAGAACAACCAAUCCUGUGAAGGUGGCCAAACCUGAGCUGCCUGACUCUCAUCUAGUCACUAUAGAUAACCUGUCCCUCAGUACCACACAAGCCAACAUACAGAAGAUGGCCAAACAAGUAGGCACAGUUACAUCCUUCUCUUAUGAACCUGACAAGAAGAAAGCUACUCUAAGGUUCGAAAAAGUCCAAGAGGCAAAAGAGUUCCAUAACAAGUUCAACCGUAAAAUGGUUGAUCUCUCGAGAAUUAUGGUCACAGUAGUACCAGAGUAAUGGGGCUCUGGCUAGGC